Messenger RNA from Dreissena polymorpha, 1914 nucleotides. RefSeq names its product tetraspanin-1-like. NCBI's taxonomy places the organism in Eukaryota, Metazoa, Mollusca, Bivalvia, Myida, Dreissenidae. Gene Ontology annotation, cellular component: membrane. The transcript is spliced from 8 exons. The record is from RefSeq and is a predicted model, not a curated record. Bases 112 to 981 code for a protein of 289 amino acids.
GGAAUUCAAAGAAAACGGAAAUAAAUCAGUUUAAGCAGAGGUUGUUUUUAUUUCAUAAAAGUUAGUUUUUAGUUGGAGGAGCAUUUGGGACAGAACGAGAUUUGUUUUAAGAUGGGAUUUUUUAGAAGCCUCGGUCGCACGUACAUAGCCGUGAUCAACCUCAUCUUCCUGAUACUCAGCCUGGGCCUGUUGAUAGUUGGUAUCGUCAUGCGAGUUGGAGAUAAGGUCACGCAGAAAUUGAUGGACAAGGGCACCACAAAAUUGGAGCAAGCUCUCAUCUCCUCCAACCUACUUGCUGGCGCUAAUAUUGACAUCGACAUGAACGAGUUUCUGAAGUCCGCAGCGAUUGGCGUCAUUGUGGCCGGGGCUAUCCUGAUGGUCAUAUCGAUAGUGGGUCUUGUCAGCGCGCUGUCUAAGAGCGCCUGCUUGUUGAAGUUGUAUAUCUUUAUCUGCAUCGUGCUUCUGAUUGGCGAGAUCAUCAUUGUGAUCUUACUAUACGCCACAUCCGCGAUCCACAAGCAACUGAAAAAAGAGUUAAAAGAUGGUAUCACAAACAAGUACAGCGGCUUUUCUGGAAGUGAUGUCACGACCGUCAUUUGGAAUGUCGUCAUGAUUCAGGGCCAAUGCUGCGGGGUAGACGACUACACAGAUUUCAAGAAUGGCAUGGCGUGGGACAUGACCGAGAAAUCUGGAGGUGUUCCUAAGACAUUGAAAACACCGGUGGCCUGUUGUGUCAACCUGCCGGCUUCUGAUAACCUGGCCUGUGCAGAAACCCUCAGCCAAUCCACCAACAACUAUGACAAUGGUUGUUACGACACCUACUGGAACUGGACGAUUGGUAACAAGGCGUAUGUUGCUGGGGUGCUCUCUGGGGUCGGCAUAUUCCAGCUACUUCUGAUAGCUUCUGGAUUUGGAGUCCUCACAAUGAGAGAUGAGUCCAAAGUCAACCACUCAGAUAGAAGACGUGGCCAGUGGCGAUAGCAGGCGUGACUAGUGGUGAUAGAAGGCGUGACUAGUGGUGAUUACUCAUUUGCUUGUAAAAGAAAGAAGAAACGCAGCUCUUGUUUUGAGGGACUUUUUCUUGUUACAAUUAUUAACAAGCAUAUAUAUUGUUUGUUCAAUUCAUAUUUUUAUAUUAAUUAACAUGCACUAUCAUUACACAUGUUUUAUCGCUCUUUAUCAUAUAUAUAUAUAUAAUUUCACUUUUAAGCCAAACCCCGGAAUACAAGGAAUAUUAUGCUGUAAUAUAAUGUUACAAACAAUGUUCAUUUUCUAACUCUAAGUGCCCAGCCUCAAACAAUCUUAAUUAUUAACACUUAGUUGUCAACGAUUGUCUUUUAAAACAAUAACAUGGUAUGAAUGAAUUUAACAAAUCGUUGUAUGUGUUUGAGAAAGUAAAAACAAAGCAAACAACACUCAAUAGAAAAUCACUCAUUGUAUAGCCAACAGGAGCAAUGCCUACAUGUAAUAAAGAAUUGAUUUGCAUGAAAAUACAACACUAAUAACAAGCAACACCAGAAACCAAAACGAAUCUAUAAAACCGAUGUUCAGUAUAUAUAAAACUAUAAUCCUUUUGGAAAUGGAUUGUGUGGAUUGUAAUGACCAUCAGAGCUGUCUUGAUUAUGUGAUGUUUUAUGAUUGACUAAUGAACAAUGUUAUAAGUGAAAUAUGAUCUUUGAUUUAUUAUGCUCCUCAUUAAAUAUGUUCUCCAACGCGGCAUUGUGUACUCUAGCGUACAGGAAAAUUAGCAUUGCGGGGAAACACAACAUUUUAACAACUCUUCAUGAUGAUACAAACUGGUCGUUGCAUUACAUGAUACUUUACCUACAAAUAAGAUAUAUAGAAAGCAAAGUAUUAAUACCAUUUUCCAUUGUUCAAUUCAUAUCUUUAUUUUUAAAAAAUCUUUCCAAUUAA